Molecule: messenger RNA, 2472 nt
Organism: Coffea eugenioides
Lineage: Eukaryota; Viridiplantae; Streptophyta; Magnoliopsida; Gentianales; Rubiaceae
Product: probable amino-acid acetyltransferase NAGS1, chloroplastic
Exons: 10
Coding region: 115-1956 (613 amino acids)
Biological process (GO): L-arginine biosynthetic process
Cellular component (GO): cytoplasm
Molecular function (GO): L-glutamate N-acetyltransferase activity, acting on acetyl-CoA as donor
Source: RefSeq, a predicted model, not a curated record
CCGCCUCCAGCCGGAACCGAAUCCAAUUCAGCAACUUAAGCUGGGAAUAAAAAGGAAAGUAGUGAUAAAUUUGGGGUUUCAUUUUUGCUUCAAUAUUCCAAGCUCUGAGUUUGCAUGGCUGCCUCGUCUCCCAGCUCUUGCGUUCCUUCUCUCAGAAACCAUCAUCAGCAGCCACAAUUCUAUUGUCACCGCCCAAGUAUUAGAAACCCUCGAAUUUGGAAUGUUUUCUCGGGGAAGCUCAGUCGAUUCCCAUCCUUUGUUAUCUCGUCUUCAAAGGGUGGUCUUAUUAAUUCCGGGAGAAAACGGAACUUGAUCAAAUGCAAUGUUUUAGAGGAGGAAAGCAGCGGCAGUAGUAUUAAUGCUAAAAAGGACGAGUCGUUCGUCGGGUUUUUUCGGGAAGCCUGGCCUUAUUUUUUAGCUCACAGAGGCAGCACAUUCGUCGUUUUAGUUUCAGCUGAAAUUAUUGAUCGCUCUGAUUUGGAUCAUAUUCUCAUGGAUAUUUCGCUUCUUCAUGGGCUGGGAAUCAAAUUUGUUCUGGUUCCAGGGACCCACGUGCAAAUUGACAAGCUUUUGAUUGAAAGAGGAAGAGAGGCCAAGUAUGUUGGGCGCUACAGGAUCACUGAUUCCGAUUCCCUCCAAGCAGCAAUAGAUGCUGCUGGCAGAAUUCGUAUCAUGAUUGAGGCAAUGCUGUCUCCCGGACCUUCCUUGAGUGCUAUUCGCCGACAUGGAGAUAAUAGUCGUUUUCAUGAUGGUGUUAGUGUUGCAAGUGGUAACUUUCUCGCCGCAAAGAGAAGAGGAGUUGUUGAGGGCACUGACUAUGCGUCAACCGGUGAAGUAAAGAAGAUAGAUGUUUCUCGCAUUCGUGAGAGGCUUGAUCAGGAUUGUAUAGUGAUCUUAAGCAAUCUCGGUUAUUCCAGCUCUGGAGAAGUGCUAAAUUGCAACACAUAUGAAGUUGCAACUGCCUGUGCCUUAGCUCUUGGUGCAGAAAAACUUAUCUGCAUCAUAAAUGGGCCAAUUCUGGAUGACAACAGACAUCUUAUUCGCUUCUUGACCCUUCAGGAUGCAGACAUGCUGAUUCGUGAACGCGCUAAACAAAGUGAGACAGCUGCAAAUUAUGUAAAAGCCGUUGGGCAAGACGACCUGACUGGUUUGGGAUGUAAUGUUUCGCAUGGAACAUCACCUUCUUUAAACGAGAAUGGUUUUAGCCAUAAAUAUAGUGCAACAUUUCAAAAUGGUGUUGGCUUUGACAACGGCAAUGGAUUAUGGUCUAGUGAACAAGGUUUUGCUAUUGGAGGUCAAGAGAGGCUAAGCAGGCUAAAUGGUUACCUUUCAGAAUUAGCUGCUGCAGCUUUUGUUUGCAGAGGAGGAGUUCAGAGAGUUCAUCUACUGGAUGGCAAGAUUGGUGGUGUUUUGCUCAAGGAGUUGUUUCAAAGAGAUGGUGUAGGGACUAUGGUGGCAAGUGAUCUUUAUGAAGGAACACGAAUGGCGAGGAAGACAGAUAUCCCUGGUAUAAAACAGUUAAUACAGCCUUUAGAAGAAUCUGGCAUAUUGAUCAGGAGGACGGAGGAAGAGCUACUGGAAGCAUUGGAUUCCCUUAUUGUUGUGGAAAGAGAAGGUCAAAUAAUUGCUAGCGCUGCUUUGUUUCCCUUUUUUAAAGAGAAGUGUGGGGAAGUUGCUGCAAUUGCUGUUUCUCCUGACUGUCGUGGUCAAGGACAGGGUGACAAAUUACUUGAUUACAUUGAGAAAAAGGCAUCUUCCCUUGGAUUAGAAAUACUUUUUCUACUAACAACUCGCACAGCAGAUUGGUUUGUAAGGCGUGGCUUCUCUGAGUGUUCCAUCGAACAUAUACCACAGGAGAGGCGGAAAAAGAUCAACUUAUCCCGCAGAUCCAAGUAUUAUAUGAAGAAGCUGCUACCUGACAGGAGUGGCAUCCGUUUGGAUGGUGCUUUUACUUGACUUGAUAUAUAAAUGGCGUUUGCGUUGGGAUUGAAUACAAUUUGAAAGUUGCGAAGUGAUGUAAUUUUGUUGUAAUACACAUCAUUUUACGGCUUUCUUCGGAAGCAAGACUGUAAGCCGGAGCCCUUAAAGUAGCUUCCUACGUUUCUUUUUAUUUGUGGGAAAAAUCGUCUAUCUGUAUUCAUGGAACUGCGUCAUCUGAGCCCAAAUAUACGGCUGAUAGAGGCUGCUGGUGCUGGGUACAGCAUUGGUCUCAUCCAUGAGUUGCAAUUUGCACUCCAUGGAUGUCGGCAUCCUAGUUCCUUUGUGUUGAGAUUUGUUUGCCAGAAGUUCAAACAGCCCUCUCGAACCAGGUUUUCACAAUUACGAAGCAUGAUAAACUUGUGCGAGAAGGAAGGUGAGCGGUACCCUGCUUCCUACCAGCUUUGAGAGUCUACUGAAAUUCGGGCUCCUUGUUUUCUUAUUUUAUGUUCUUUUUCUUGUUAAAUCUAAAGCUAAUUUUAGGGUCCAUCAUCA